AUGGCUCAGAUCCCUCACGAUGCCGAAAGCACCGCUGCCGGAGUGCUCGUCUACUCUAUUGUGUGCCUUUUGGCAAGUUGUCUAGUCAUCUGGCUAGCAUGGCAGCAUCACGAACGGAUAAGCUAUGUGAACUGCCUGGCAUAUUUCACGGCGCUGAGCACGCUGUGCUCCAUUAUACAGCAAAUCCGUCUAAUUAUAUACUGGGAGAACAUCAUGGCAGAACGCUUUGAUUAUGCUUCGGCCAACUUUGGGAAUCCGGAACUAGUAAUUUCGAAUAGUGCUAUGGGGCCUGACUUGGUGUUGUAUUACAUUCAGUACUAUUGCUACAACGUACUCGCACUAUUUGAGUUGUUCUGGGCCUUUGCAUUGGCACAGUCAGUCUACGGCCUCAACGAAAAGCCGAAGCUCAAGAAACCUCUAAAGAUCAUUAACCGAAGUGGCAAGAUAUUCUCAAUCUUGUUCCCUCUCAUCACGACUACUUCACUUCAGUCUCCAGGAAUCCGACAAAAUUUUGGCGGGUUUUUGUUACUGGCUGGACAGCCAUUACUAUGGAGUAUUGGGUUUGGCAGUCUCGCAAUUCUGUCAAUCCUCAUACGGUACAUUCAAUCCAGGCGUAAGCUUCAGAACCUAAACGUCGAUUAUGGCCAAUCCUCGUCGACAAGAGGAUCAAAGGGGCGCAACCCCCGCAAGCCAGGAAUCUACGAUCGAUGGCUCAUGACGCGCUUCAUGAUUUCGUUUGUCAUCCUCACUGUCUUCGAACUUACCAUCAUUCUAUUUUCGAUGAGUGCCAGGAAAAACAUUGAAUCAGACACCCAGAGAGCUUUGCCUGACUUUUCAUCGAAGCGGGCCAAGCAAGACUUCCUUCUCUUUAUGCCCGGAGUCACGGCGUCGCUACUCGUCUUUUUUGUCUUUGGGACUACAAGGCCUUUUCUCGAGUACAUGCGAAAGUGUCUUUUCUCGCCGUGGCGCAGGCGCAAGAGCACUUCAACCGAUGCCUUGCCGCUACGUUCGAUCCAAAGCAAAAGCAAAGAGGCCGAAGGUUACGAAGUCGCAGUGCCAGAGAUUUCGUACCAACGAGACCUUCGCAGUAUUGUCAUAGACGGCCCCGAUGGUCGUAAGACUUAUGAAGUCUGGGUCUAUGCGGGUAGUCCGAAUAGUAGGAUAAUGGGGGAUUAUCAACAGUACCCAUUUCACCAGGACCGCUCAAUGGCGCCUAGCGGAAAGAGGGGAUGA
Colletotrichum truncatum is the source of this 1233-nucleotide messenger RNA. RefSeq names its product glycoside hydrolase. Lineage: Eukaryota; Fungi; Ascomycota; Sordariomycetes; Glomerellales; Glomerellaceae. The record is from RefSeq and is a predicted model, not a curated record.